UGUCAAACAACUUCACCCUCCACAAGUCACUUUCUUCUCCAAUCUCAACACAUAUAAAACUCAAUCCAAAAAUAAUAUCCCAACUUUUUCUCACAGAAACUUUUCACUUUUCCACACCAAGAGAUGGGGCUUCUUCAUUCUUGAAAUCCCCUCUCAUCCCCUCAAACCUCAACUUUUUCCACCAAUUUCCAAUCUUUCUCCUUAAACAUGAUGAACCCAACGAAACUUGAACAGGGUUUGCUCCAUAACCCCCUUCAUCCCCUCGAUCAAUCUCAACCCUUAAUCUUGAACCCCCACACUCAAAACCCACCACCACCACCACCGCCUCCGGCGCCGGACUUCAGCCUCCCUCCGUUGUCAGAAUUCGACAUACUCCGCUCCUCCUCCGACGAAGAUUCCGACGCCGACGCAUCAAACCCUAACCCCCAAUUUAUAAACCCUAACCCUCACAUAUCCUCUCAAUUCUACACAUUUAAUCUUGAAUCACACAAUUUGAUGAUCCAGUGCAUUCUCGACCGUCGGAUCCCAACCCCCGACGAGAUCACGGCGGCGACACCGCCGCCGGUGCUUGCCAGCUGGAAAUCUGUGUGGAAAGAUAGAAAUGAAGAAACUGCUUAUGUGACUGCAUGGAAAAGAAUCCAGGAUAAACUCACAGUCAACGUUGGUCAAAAUGGUAAUAAAUUUCUUUGCUUUAAGAGUAAUUUGAAUAACCAAUUUGUUUCACAUACUAGUCAGUGGCAAGAUAUAGUGAUGAGUUUUCAUGGGGAUGCUGAUUUGAAGCAUUUAGGGUUGAAAGAAACUUUGGAGAGGAUUAAGCAGGUUUGGAUUGUAGGUGCUAAGUUUUACGGGAUACCCGAAUCGUACAUUAGGGCUUGUGUGGCUGCGUGUCGGGUUUGUUCGGGUUUGGAUGGGUCGGGUUUAGGGCGGGGGAAAAGGCGGAGGUUUGAGUAUACGGAAAGUUUCGAGGUUUCGGCGAAAGAUGUGCCGAGUAAGUUGCAGAUGUUGGCGGCUAAGCAUAAGGUUGUGUUGUGUAUACGGCAGAAGUAUAUUAGGUAUAAGCCGUUUAUGGCUGAGGUUAAGGAUUAUGCGUGUCAUCGAGCGGGGGAGCCGGGUUCGUCGAAUAAGAAAGCUAGGGUUUUGAAGAGGGAGCCUUAUGCGUCGAAGCGGUGUGGAUGUGGGUUUCGGAUUAGGGCGAUUGUGCCGAUUUGUGAUUAUAAUGAGAAGGAUAAGACGUUUGUUUAUCAGGAGGAAGGGGUGGCUGUGUUUAAGUUGUACGCGGUUCAUACGGGGCAUGAGCCUGGUCCGUUGGAUGGGAAUGCGAGGAUUAUGCAUCGAGUUGUUGGGCAUAAAGGUGGGUUGUUGACGGAUCAAGAUUUUGUUUAUGGAACAAGUGAUGAAGCUGAAGAUGAAAACUUUGUGGGGAGUGACGAUGGGGAUAUGCAGCAUUCGGUUUUGCAACAAGUAAAGGAAUUAAAACAUGAGGUCCGGCUUCUUGAAGGGAAAAUUACAAAAAUGCCAUCGGAGGUUUUAAGUUCGGUGUCUCAAGAAUUGUUUGAUCUUUUGAAUAAAGUUAGAAAUGUAGGAGAAUGCGGGUCAAAAUCAGGAGAGUCGGCUUUGGGAAACGAGUUAGUGGUUUGGAAUGGUGGUAAUAAUACGGAUUUGAUUGAAGAUGAUGACGACAGUUUUGAGCCGAUGCUUGGAGACGUUUGUUCAUGGGGUCAAAUAAACGGUGACACUAGCAAACCUGAUAAAUGGCUAAAAUGCAACGGAUUUGAUGAAAAAACGAUACUUGAUCGUGAGGAUUCCAAGGUAAUAAAGUCUGUUAGGAAUGAUGAAACGGACACAGACGCCCUUGUUGGUUUGCAAGUUGACAGUUUCUACCCUGAGAAUCCUAAAUGGUAUGAUGAUUCACUGUGUGGUUUGGACCCCGGUUUGGAUUGUGGUAGCAAUGGGUUCAGGCAUGGGGAGAUUGUGUAAAGUGGGUUAGUCGUUUGUAACUAAUCUCGAGUUUAUUAGGUGUAUAUUUGUGUACUCGGAAGAAUGAUAAAGUACAGCCUUUUGGCUUCUUUGCACAUACUUCUUUAUGACCAUAUCUUAACCUUGUGGUACAUCAAUGAAAUUAUUAUUAUUUUCUCCCAA
Helianthus annuus (common sunflower) is the source of this 2139-nucleotide messenger RNA. RefSeq lists its product as uncharacterized. The transcript has a single exon. The record is from RefSeq and is a predicted model, not a curated record. The coding region runs from base 208 to 1977 and encodes 589 amino acids. Lineage: Eukaryota; Viridiplantae; Streptophyta; Magnoliopsida; Asterales; Asteraceae.